Phragmites australis (common reed) is the source of this 903-nucleotide messenger RNA. RefSeq names its product gibberellin 3-beta-dioxygenase 1-like. Lineage: Eukaryota; Viridiplantae; Streptophyta; Magnoliopsida; Poales; Poaceae. Gene Ontology annotation, molecular function: gibberellin 3-beta-dioxygenase activity. The transcript has 2 exons. The record is from RefSeq and is a predicted model, not a curated record. Gene Ontology annotation, biological process: gibberellin biosynthetic process; response to light stimulus.
AUGCCGUCGUCGGUCGCCGCUCCCUACUUCGAAUUCCGGUCGGCGGAGAGCGUGCCGGAGACGCACGCGUGGGCGGGGCCGCAUGACCACCCGGCGGCGGGGCGCGACGCGGUGCCGGUGGUGGACAUGGGCGACCCGGACGUGGCGCGCGCGGUGGCGCGGGCCGCCGAGGAGUGGGCCGGGUUCCUGCUCGUUGGCCACGGCGUGACGGGAGAGGUGGUGGCGCGCAUGGAGGAACAGAUCGCGCGCCUGUUUGCACGCCCGGCGCCGGAGAAGACCCGCGCGGGGCGCCGCCCAGGGGAGGCCAACGGCUACGGCGUGCCGCCCUACGCGCUCCACUUCUCCAAGCUCAUGUGGUCCGUGGGGUGCACGUUCCUCGUUGCCGCCAUCCGCUCCGAGUUCCGCCGCGUCUGGCCCGACGGCGGCGACGACUACCUCCGCUUCUGGUACGUGCGCCUUCACCGCCCGCGUUGCCCUGCAUUCAUGUACGGCUCGGGCUUCUUCACGUUCAUCAUGCAGAGCCUCGUGCCGGGGCUGCAGCUCCUCUGCCACGGGCCGGACCGGUAGGCGACGGUGCCGGCGCUGACAGGCGCGUUUGCCGUCGUCAUCGGCAACCUCUUCCACGUGCUCACCAGCGGCCGCUUCCACAGCGUGCUCCACCGCGCCGUCGUGAACCGGGAGCGCGAGCGGAUCUCCGUUCCCUACUUCCUCGGCCCGCCGGCUGACAUGAAGGUGGCGCCGCUCGCGUCCGCCGUGCCGCUGGGGAGGAAGGCCGCGUUCCGGGCCGUGACGUGGCCUGAGUACAUGGUGGUCAGGGAGAAGAUGUUCGGCACUGACGCGUCGGCGCUGUCGAUGCUGCAGGUAGCGGAGGAAGGUGAAGCAGGAGAAGGGCCUCAGAACUAG